This is a messenger RNA of Cynocephalus volans (Philippine flying lemur), 1940 nucleotides long. RefSeq names its product glycerophosphocholine phosphodiesterase GPCPD1-like. Gene Ontology annotation, molecular function: glycerophosphocholine phosphodiesterase activity. The transcript is spliced from 7 exons. The record is from RefSeq and is a predicted model, not a curated record. NCBI's taxonomy places the organism in Eukaryota, Metazoa, Chordata, Mammalia, Dermoptera, Cynocephalidae. Gene Ontology annotation, biological process: glycerophospholipid catabolic process. Bases 1 to 936 code for a protein of 311 amino acids.
AUGGCUCUAAAUCUGGCUACCCUCCUCCCAGAUGAUAACCCAAUCGAGCCUGUCCAUGACUGCCUUGAAACAAUUGAGACUCUCCAAGGCCUCCAGCUGGACCUGACUGAUGUGCCCUGGACAGAGCCUAAUGAAAUGCUGUUCACUGAUGGAAGCAGUUUUGUCUUCAAUGGAAUCAGUUCAGAAUCUGUGGUUGAGGAGGAAAAUUCCUUUUCUGAAAAUCAGCCAUUUCCUUCUCUUAAGAUGGUUUUAGAGUCUUUGCCAGAAGAUGUGGGGUUUAACAUAGAAAUAAAGUGGAUUUGCCAACAAAGGGAUGGAAUGUGGGAUGGUAACUUAUCAACAUAUUUUGACAUGAAUCUGUUUUUAGACAUAAUUUUAAAAACUGUUUUAGAAAACUCUGGGAAGAGGAGAAUAGUGUUUUCUUCAUUUGAUGCAGAUAUUUGUACAAUGGUUCGGCAAAAGCAGAACAAAUAUCCCAUAUUAUUUUUGACUCAAGGAAAAUCUGAUAUCUACCCUGAACUCAUGGACCUCAGAUCUCGGACAACAACUAUUGCAAUGAGCUUUGCACAGUUUGAAAAUCUACUGGGCAUAAAUGCACAUACUGAAGACCUGCUCAGAAACCCAUCCUAUAUUCAAGAGGCGAAAGCUAAGGGACUCGUCAUAUUUUGCUGGGGUGAUGAUAACAAUGAUCCUGAAAACAGAAGAAAAUUGAAGGAAUUUGGAGUUAAUGGUCUAAUUUAUGAUAGGAUAUAUGAUUGGAUGCCUGAACAGCCAAAUAUAUUCCAAGUGGAGCAGUUGGAACGCCUGAAGCAAGAAUUGCCAGAGCUAAAAAGCUGUUUGUGUCCCACUGUUGGCCGCUUCGUUCCCUCAUCUUUGUGUGGCGAGCCCAAUAUCCACGUGGAUGCCAACAUCAUUGAUAAUGUGGAAAAUGCUUAGUUUUUAUUGCACAGAGGUCAUUGGGGGCAUGCUGUGCUAUUCUGGGUAUUCACUUUUCAUCAUUGAGCAUUGUUUAUCUAUGCCUUUUGGGUUUCUCAGUCCAAUAAAGCAAUAAUGGAGUAUUUUACUCUUUCACUACAGUUCUUGCAAGGAUUUCAAGUAUGCUGUUUAAAUCACUUGGCCAGGUAUAAUUACCAGUCAUUCUCUUUACAAUGAGAAAAUUUAUUGGUUGGCAAAUAUAUUAAACUAAAUAUGUAAACCUAUAAUGUUAAAUAAAUGUUUGUUAAAAGCAUAGCACUUUGAAAUUAACUAUAUAAAUAUCUUGUAUUUACACUCCUGAUAGCUGUUCAUUUGAUCAAGUCUGAAAUCUUUAGCACUUAAAGAAAAUAACUGCAUAAUUAUACCUGACCAUGAACAAAAUAAGUACCUCAAAUGCAUGCAUUUGCACUGGUGAUUCCAACUGCGCAAAUCUUUGUGCCAUCUGUGUAUAUAGGUAUUUUGUAUGUGGAUUGACAUGCACAUAAACCAUUUUCAUUCAGUAUGAACCUUGAGGCUGCUGCCAUUUUUCCACUUAACCAAACCAGCCUGGAGGUGAACCUUGAACUGUGUUUCAUAAAUCUUUCAAAAGUUGUUUUACAUAAAUGAUAAAAUUUCAAAAUGCUGCAGGGUAAUUUAAUGUAUAAAAUAUUAGUGAGAGGUAUGUAUCGCAUACUUAGAGUAGAUCACAAUGUAUACAUCUGAUUCAAUGCAUGCUUUAGGAUUUAAGCAUGAUAUUGUACACGUUUACUGUUAAGUCCUUGCAUCUGUGGUGCUAGGUGAGUGUGAGAAGAUGUCAAGGACUGAAAAUACAGUUGCCUCAAAAGCCUGUUCAUAGGGAUUAUUAUUAUAGGCUUAUCUUGUCUCUCACCACCUAUUCCACACUGUUGCUUAUGGGUUUUGUGUAUGUGUAUGUGUUGUACAGUAGUUAAAUCGCCAUGCAGAAAAAUAAAUGUCCUGAAUUCUCA